This is a messenger RNA of Larimichthys crocea (large yellow croaker), 1657 nucleotides long. RefSeq names its product tubulin alpha-1C chain. Gene Ontology annotation, biological process: microtubule-based process. The record is from RefSeq and is a predicted model, not a curated record. Gene Ontology annotation, molecular function: structural constituent of cytoskeleton; GTP binding. The transcript has 4 exons. Lineage: Eukaryota; Metazoa; Chordata; Actinopteri; Sciaenidae. Gene Ontology annotation, cellular component: microtubule. Bases 122 to 1486 code for a protein of 454 amino acids.
GAGUGACAUUCAACCAAUCAGCGAUCGCCAAUAUUCUACUAUAAAAAGGUUCCAGCGCAUCAAUAAACAAACAAACUGAAACUCCAGGUGGCUCAUCUUCACACCUCAGAGCCUCAGCAGCAUGCGUGAGUGUGUCUCAGUACACGUGGGUCAGGCUGGUGUUCAGAUCGGCAAUGCCUGCUGGGAGCUCUACUGCCUGGAGCAUGGGAUCCAGCCUGAUGGACAGAUGCCCAGUGACAAGACCAUCGGAGAAGGAGAUGAUUCCUUCAACACCUUCUUCACUGAGACUGGAGCUGGAAAACAUGUCCCCAGAACUGUUUUUGUGGACUUGGAGCCCACUGUCAUUGAUGAGGUGCGGUCUGGGACAUACCGGCAUCUGUUCCACCCUGAGCAGCUGAUCACCGGCAAGGAGGAUGCUGCCAACAAUUUCGCCCGUGGACACUACACCACCGGCAAAGAGAUCAUUGACCUGGUGCUGGACAGGAUCCGCAAACUGGUUGACCAGUGCGGUGGACUUCAGGGCUUCCUGGUUUUCCACAGCUUCGGAGGGGGCACCGGCUCUGGUUUUACCUCCCUGCUGUUGGAGCGUCUGUCUGUAGACUAUGGCAAGAAGUCCAAGUUGGAGUUCUCCAUCUACCCAUCUCCCCAGGUUUCCUCUGCGGUGGUGGAGCCCUACAACUCAAUCCUAACCACCCACACCACCUUAGAGCACUCCGACUGUGCCUUCAUGGUGGACAAUGAGGCCAUCUACGAUAUCUGUCGUAGGAACCUGGAUAUCGAGUUUCCUACCUACACCAACCUAAACAGACUGAUGAGUCAGAUUGUGUCCUCCAUCACUGCUUCCCUUCGUUUUGACGGGGCACUUAACAUCGAUCUGACAGAGUUCCAGACCAACUUGGUGCCGUAUCCUCGUAUCCACUUCCCUCUGGCCACCUAUGCCCCUGUCGUCACUACUGAGAAGGUUUACCAUGAGCAAUUAACCGUGGGAGAAAUUACCAACGCCUGCUUCGAGCCAGCCAAUCAGAUGGUAAAAUGUGACCCUCACCGCAGCAAAUACAUGGCAUGCUGCCUUUUGUACCGUGGUGAUGUGGUGUCCAAAGAUGUCAACGCUGCCAUCGCCACAAUUAAGACCAAGCACACCAUCCAGUUUGUGGAUUGGUGCCCCACUGGUUUUAAAGUUGGCAUCAACUACCAGCCUCCAACUGUCGUUCCUGGUGGAGACCUGGCCAAGGUCCAGAGGGCUGUGUGCAUGCUGAGCAACACCACUGCUAUUGCAGAGGCCUGGGCUCGGCUUGACCACAAGUUUGAUCUGAUGUACAAUAAGCGUGCCUUCGUUCACUGGUAUGUAGGUGAGGGCAUGGAGGAGGGAGAGUUCUCUGAGGCCAGAGAGGACAUGGCAGCUCUGGAGAAGGAUUAUGAGGAGGUUGGAGCAGAUUCUGCUGAGGGUGACAGAGAGGGAGAGGAUGAGGACGAGGACGAAUAUUAAAAGAAAAACAUUGAAAUCAUGGCUGGCAUGUCAGAUUUUUGUGGCACAUCAGCUGGAGGUCCUGUUGUUAAGCAAGUUUGUUCAUUAGUGUUUAGGUGAGGGUAUGAAGGGGGGAGAGCUUUUGUACUUUGAACUUCUGGUUGUAUAAAUAAAGUUCAUGUGGCAUAUGAA